This is a messenger RNA of Rosa chinensis, 987 nucleotides long. RefSeq lists its product as uncharacterized. Bases 1 to 987 code for a protein of 328 amino acids. The record is from RefSeq and is a predicted model, not a curated record. The transcript has a single exon. NCBI's taxonomy places the organism in Eukaryota, Viridiplantae, Streptophyta, Magnoliopsida, Rosales, Rosaceae.
AUGCUUCCCAUUAGAAAACACAAGUCUGGAGCUCAGAAGAGAAAAGAAAAGGAACGACAAGAAGCAUUAACUCAAUCUCUAGCUGGAUUACUUGAUAAGUAUUUUGGGGGAAACAAAAAAGCAGAAACGUCAGUUCAAAAUGUGGUGAAUGAUCAGGAAGAUGAGCAUAAUAAUGAACAACAUGAUGAACCCAUGAAUGCUCAUGAGAAUCAUGGUGAAGAAGAAAGAGAGCAUAUGAUUGACACUGAGAAUGAAGAUCAACUCAUGGAUGAGGAAGGUAAUGAUAGUAUGGAUCAAGAUGUCCCAAAUGCAGAUUUCAAUGAGCAAAUUAACUUUCCUUUGAAUGUUGAUGACCCAGGUAAUUGGGAUAAGAUUGACUACAAUAUCAGAGACUUUUUGGUUGAAAGAGGUCCUCAAAGAGACCAUGAUUACAAUUUUCCCAAAGAUAGUAGAGGCAGACAUUUUUCUUCAGAACAUUUCUUUCGAUAUUUACCAAAUGGCGAGAAGCAAGACCGAAAUUGGCUAGUGUAUUCAGAGUCUCUAGAUAGAAUAUUUUGCUUUUGUUGCAAGUUGUUUAAGAAGGAUGAGCAGAAAAUUAAUUUGGGCAACAUAGCUGGUGUAGGAUACAAAGAUUGGAAGAACCUUGGUCGCAGGCUUAAGGGUCAUGAAACAAGUAAUGUGCAUGCUUAUUGUAUGAGUAGAUGGAUUGAAUUGAAAAAGAGACUACAAAAGAAUCAGACAAUUGAUAAAAGCUGGCAAGAACAGAUUACGAAAGAGAAAGAGCAUUGGAGACAAGUAUUACUCAGGAUAAUUGCUGUUGUCAAAAGACUUGCAAAAAAUAAUUUGGCAUUUCGUGGAGAUAGUGAGAAGCUUUAUGUGGAGAAUAAUGGAAUUUUUUUGCAAAUGAUUGAGAUGCUUGCUGAAUUUGAUCUAACAAUGCAAGAGCAUGUUCGACGCAUUCAAAGUCAUGAGACACACUACCAUUAA